CAGUAACCACUGCGUCUUAGAACACGAUUCUUCGCACAAGAAAUGAAGCGGCAAGACAAAAUUCCGAUCAGUAGCAGAUUAAGUGAAAACAAAAAGCUGGAACAAGAGACAAAGGUUAUAGAACAACGCUUGAGUCUGCUUAAGUCUGCUUUGAAGGACAGUAUGCCAAAACCUCUUGAGAGCGCUGGACGGUUUUGUGGCCAGUUUAAACCACCGCAUACUGGCGAAUCGGGCGAACCCCUCUGGUCUGCUAGUCGCAUGGGGGCCACUUAUGAGACCAUUAAGAGAAGAGUUGGGACAAUUAAUCCGUCGAAGUUGAAACUAAAAACAUUAAAGCAUGAGUCUACCGAAUCAAAAUCCACGAACAAAAAUAUUUACAGUGAUAUCAUCCAAAGACUGACGACACAACUGAACAAUCCCGAGGCUAAUUUGUGCCAACCUGCGCCGUCUUCCGAUACAGUGAAGUGUGGACAGUGUGAGGCAGUGGAAGCAGCCGUGGCCUGUCAAGAGUGCAGCGAAAAUUAUUGUGCAAGGUGCUUUGCUCAUUUUCAUAUGAAGGGCGCGCUCAGACGCCAUCAUUCUCUCCCUUUAUCACUGCUUCAGAAAUGCCAUCGGACAAUUUCACAGCCUCUGAAGGAAAGUAAAAUUGAAGGUCUUCAUGUCAAAGCUUCUUCCGUACCUGUCCAAACCACUGGAUCUCAAACUGGAUCAUGUUGCACCGAAGACCGCAUGAACUGUGCUGCUCAAACGGAUUGGAGUAAGGCGAAUGGACAAUUCGUUCAGACUGAAGCGAACACCAAUUCGGCUGAUCAGCACCCCGUGGUGCCAAAUGUCCAUUUCACCCCAGCAAUCAGCUAUGCGGAGCGUCUGAUGUUACACCGUCAUCGAAGAGGCCAAAUUCCAGCAUUCAACAUAGAUCGGCCAGAAAGGCUCAGCUUGAAGGUGGACGAUGACAAUGAAACAACGGAGACAGGUAGUGAUAGCAUUCAGCAACACAUUUUCUAGUGUAAAAUUCUGCGGUCUCAAAUCCCCUCUGCAUACGGGUUUUAUGGGUUGAAGACAGUUCCUCGACAAAUAAGUGAGAACUCAGAAGGCACAAAUAAACCAGAAACCAUGGGAAUUGUAGUAAAUAUAAUGGGUUAUAUGAAUAGCUCGUCACCAAUGCAUUCACCGG
Molecule: messenger RNA, 1174 nt
Organism: Dicrocoelium dendriticum
Lineage: Eukaryota; Metazoa; Platyhelminthes; Trematoda; Plagiorchiida; Dicrocoeliidae
Source: the annotation of a GenBank genome assembly